UGCCCCCUCACCUAACGCAGGAGAGCGGAGGCGUGCGGCGCGAGGAAAAUAGUGCGCAGCGGAGUGAUCCGAAGGCGGGGGCGGGGCGCCGGGGGCCAUAUAAGCACCUAGCGGAGGGAUGCGUGGCGCAGUUGGCGCUGGGUGAGGUUUGUGCUGUCGGCUUGGCCGAGCGGCGCCGCGGGAAAAAUGCAGAUCUUCGUCAAGACCCUGACUGGCAAGACCAUCACCCUUGAGGUCGAGCCCAGUGACACCAUUGAGAAUGUCAAAGCUAAGAUCCAAGACAAGGAAGGCAUUCCCCCUGACCAGCAGAGGCUGAUCUUUGCUGGCAAGCAGCUGGAAGAUGGCCGUACCCUGUCCGACUACAACAUCCAGAAAGAAUCCACUCUGCACCUGGUGCUGCGCCUGCGGGGUGGCAUGCAGAUCUUUGUCAAGACCCUGACUGGCAAGACCAUCACCCUUGAGGUCGAGCCCAGUGACACCAUUGAGAAUGUCAAAGCCAAGAUCCAGGACAAGGAAGGCAUCCCUCCUGACCAGCAGAGGCUGAUCUUCGCAGGGAAGCAGCUGGAAGAUGGCCGCACCCUGUCCGACUACAACAUCCAGAAAGAAUCCACUCUGCACCUCGUCCUGCGCCUCAGAGGGGGCAUGCAGAUCUUUGUCAAGACCCUGACUGGCAAGACCAUCACCCUUGAGGUGGAGCCCAGUGACACCAUUGAAAAUGUCAAAGCCAAGAUCCAGGACAAGGAAGGCAUCCCUCCUGACCAGCAGAGGCUGAUCUUUGCUGGCAAGCAGCUGGAAGAUGGCCGCACCCUGUCCGACUACAACAUCCAGAAGGAGUCAACUCUGCACCUUGUCCUGCGCCUGCGCGGUGGUAACUGAACCAGCAGCUGUGGCUUCCAAAUAAAGGUUCCCUGCACUUGUUCAUUCCAAUAAAGCUGUUGCAUCUGUAAAA
Molecule: messenger RNA, 949 nt
Organism: Agelaius phoeniceus (red-winged blackbird)
Lineage: Eukaryota; Metazoa; Chordata; Aves; Passeriformes; Icteridae
Gene: UBC
Product: ubiquitin C
Molecular function (GO): protein binding
Source: RefSeq, a predicted model, not a curated record